AAGUGGAGCCGCGCAGGCGGCUGGCUGGCUGGGCGCCUGGGCCUCGCCCGCGGCGGAACCGGGCCGGGGCGCCCCUGCUGUUAUUACCAUCGGCCGCGGCACGGCAAAGGCGGCGCGCGGCCAGCGCAAGCGCAACGCGACGCAGGCAGGCAGGCAGAUCCCUCUCGCUCGGUAGCUUCCAACGCUCGCGAGCUGCGGAGGAGUUUCCCCGCCCAUUCCCGGCGGCCGAAGCGAAGCGGGGCCUUUUCCUGAUCUCCAUUCGGGCUCGCUCCAGCGCGCGGGCGAUGAGGGCGGACCGCGCGAUGGGGGAGCGGGGCGGCGACCCGCGGCGGAUCGACCUGGGCGCGCCGCUCCGCUCGGCGCGCCGGGGGGACGCGCCGCCGCGGUACAAGCCCGACCUCAACUCCGGGCCCCUGCGGCACCCGGGCGCCGUGCCCUUCGUCUGGGAGCAGCGCCCGGGGCAGCCCAAGAGCGUCCGCACCCGCCGCGCGGCGCCGCCGACCCCACCCCGGGAGGACGUAGGCUGCGGCGGCGCCGGCGGCGGCAGCAGCCCCUACCACGACGCCCUGGCGGACCUCGAUCUCCAGGCGCUCCACGGCGCCGCCGACCGCGGCUCCUGGGCUGCCCCGGUGUCGCGCGAGGUGGCGGCGGUCGAGGCGACGAAGGAGGCGAGGAAGCAGGAGGCGGUCUCGGUGGCUGCGGUGCUGCGGAAGCCGCACGGCGACGGCGAGGAGGAAGACGAGGAGAGGUUCUCCGACGCGCUCGACACGCUCUCCCGCGCCGAGUCCUUCGCCAUGAACUGCAGCGUCAGCGGCCUCAGCGGCGCGCCGGACCCCGGACCGGGCGCCGGGCCAGAAGCGCGGGGCCUCAUGAUGGACCGCUUCCUCCCGGCCGCGCAGGCCGUCGCUGUGGGCUCCCCUCAGUACACCUUCCGGAAGGCCGGUGGCACGGGCAGCUCCGGCCGCGACCACGCCCACGCGCGUGCGGCCGCGGCCAAGGCAAGCGCGGGCAGUGGCGACGAUCGGUUGAGGAGAGCGCCUGUCCAGCUGCCGUACCAGCACCUGCCGCCCAAUUACCUGUCCUGCGCCUAUCCCAGACGCGAGGAGCAUCAAGAGGAGGAUGAAGAGGAUGACGAUGACUAUGACGUGCAUAGUACCCGGGGGUUUUCGGCCAAGGGAUGUGGGCUGCUCCCUGGAUUGUGUGUGAAAACUUCCUUGCUGCUCCUGAAUCCAAUGCCGGCGAUGAAGCGCGGCAAGGCCCAAGGGCGAGGAAGGCAGUUUCCAUCCAAAGGAAGGGGCCAGAUGCCACAGAGUCCGCUUGCCCGGAGCUCGCAGAACAAGCAUCUAGGAUGCGAUUCCAAUGGGCAAUCCUGGGAGGACGUGUAUAAACAUAAGUUGGAGCAGAAAUAUCUUGGUCAAGGAGAGGAUGGUAGGAGCAAGGUGACAAGUGAGUCGAAUCAUCUGACUUUCUGGAGCGAUUCACAAACUGGGGAUGGAUCUUCACCAUAUCACCGCUCCAUAGCUGGUGGCAUGUCGCCGACGCCGUAUCAGAACUAUGCUGUGAUGUCACCAUCAAGUAAAGCAAAUGGGUCAUCUAGAAUAGGAGAUAGGGAUGAUAAGACAAGUAGGAGCAAUGGUUCUGGUUCGCUUGGGAGAGACCACGACCGAACCUCGUUGGUUGGAUCAGAUCAUAGUAGUUUUAAGGGAUCAAGUUCUAUGAGCUCAGGACCAGAUUUAGCAGGGCGUGAAGAUUCAAUGGACCACCAUGGAGAUACUGAUUCAGAAACAUGCCACUUGGGUGUGCUUGCGGAUACAAGGGCAGCUUCGAAUGCAAACAUGUGUGAUUCUCAGCUUGGUGAGCAACAAAUUGUUGGAAAGAAGUCUAUCGUGAAAGAUCAAGUCAAUGAUCCGUUGACUGAAAAGAUCUCUGAAGUUAGAGAACCCACAUUCCCACCGCAUGAUGGAAAAGAUUUGUCGCGUGAUGCUAAUCAGGAGGUUCCAUCACAUUUAGAAGACAAUAAUGUUGCUAGGAAGGAAAUCAUACCAUUGCAAUCUCUGCUCCCUUUACCUGUCCCGAAAUCACCUUCAGAAUCAUGGCUUUGUCGCACUUUGCCAUCCGUGACGAAUAAGCCACCUCCACCAUCUUUUCUUGGAAUUCAAGUACACUCGAAGAAACAAGCUCCCUGGGCCACAGUGCACCCAAAGGAGAAUGAUCAUAAACCUUCCAGGCCACGGCAAAUAAGAUUUGCAGAUGUGGUAGAAAAGCCAAUUUCAAUGGAUUCCGAGAUAUGAUGUCUUCACGUAAGACCAGUAUUUAUCCAUUGAUGCAUUGAGGGGCCAUCAGGGUCAUAUACCUCACCAGCACUCAAACGGCUCCCAAGAUGCGCCUCCUCUUUUUGCUGAUACAGUCACUUGAAGCAGCUGCUGGCUACCAUGUUGUUGGCAAUUAGAAUUCGCAUGCCAUGUCUGGUAGACUGUGCUCUGUAUGUUUCUCUGCAAGUCUGGUGGUGGUUUCGGUUUGAUGUAAAUCUUAUAUUUAUACAAGAUGACUUCUGCUUGCUUCUUUACUGUCCAUAGUGAAAUAUGUAAUAGUACUCAAACCAAUGAAAAGGUUGAGUUGUUCACAAAAUGUAAUUGCAUCAGAUGCACCAUAGAAUAAAAUGUCAAAACAGGUCAGCCUUCCAUUCCUGAAACA
Molecule: messenger RNA, 2694 nt
Organism: Panicum virgatum (switchgrass)
Lineage: Eukaryota; Viridiplantae; Streptophyta; Magnoliopsida; Poales; Poaceae
Exons: 3
Coding region: 285-2291 (668 amino acids)
Source: RefSeq, a predicted model, not a curated record